AUGAAUCAAUUUGAAAAUAUUCCUAGCGAAGUCUUGGAUCAGAUUGUGUUUUUUAUGUCUUCAUCAAAUAGGGAUGUCAUUAAUUUUUCAUCAUGUUGUAAAGUGAUUAGGGAAGAAUUACUUGAAUCAAAUCCAUUGGUCAUUUCCUUGAGAGUAUCUUCCGAUAUUAGAAAAUUAGGAAAUAUUAAUUGUACAAGAAUGAAAGCUCUCAAGAAACAACAAGCCUUUCAAAAACCAAAUGAAAAAGAGUUAAAAGUAAAUAAGAGAAAAUUUGAUGAAUACUCCUCCAAUAACAAAGUAAAAAAAAAGAAAGGUGAUUUGAUCACUCAAAUUACAAAGGCAUUUGAUCUUGGUACAAGUUAUGAUGCUGAUAAACUAAAAGAUAAUGAGGUUGAAGAAUAUAAAUUUGAGAAAUGGUUGACCAAAAAGGUAGAAGGUAAUAUUAAGAACUCAAAAAGAGUAGUUGAACUGAAAACUAGUGCAAUUACCAAAACUGAUGGUAUUAGAUCAUUAUGGAAACGUUUAUUGAAUGAAUACUUUUUAUUCGAAUGUGGAGAGGAAGUUUGUGAAUUAAUUUCCAAACAUGUUUAUCAAAAAGUUGAAUAUUCUACUUGGGAUGUUCAAGAAGACGAGGAUGCCUAUCCAAGAUUUUAUACACGUGAUGGUAAAUUUAACAUUGGAUCAAAUAACUUUUCAUUUGAUUCCAGAGAGGAUGAAAAUGGAUUUGCUUCUUGGAAUUUGAAAUAUGUUGUUGUUGUGCUAUUGUUGGUCAUGAUGAUGAUAAUCGGAUCAAGUGAAUCUUCCUCUGCUUCAUCCAAUAAUAAGAAUGUAAUUCCACAAGCUUUUCCAUCAAGAAUGAUUGGCUAUCCAAUGAGAUUAAAACCAACACAAGAAAUAAUGAGUACACUCAUUGAUUUUGCAAGGAUUAAUAAAUUGAGAGCAGUGAGUAUUCAAGCAGUUGUCGGAUCAGUCACAAAAGCUGUUCUCAGGCUAGCAAAUAAUCAUCACUAUACGACAUUUGAUUCUGGAACGUAUGAAAUUGUUUCUCUCGUUGGAACGAUCAGUGCAAAUUACAAUGAAACAACCAAGGAUUAUUCAGAUAUUAUUCCUCAUAUUCACAUUUCAAUUUCUGAUGGAAAAACUGGACAGACUUUUGGAGGUCAUUUGAUUACAGCAAAUGUUUAUACAACUGCUGAGAUUGUAUUGAAUGAGUUGACUGAUGUAUAUUUUGAAAGACAAGUUGAUCCUGAAACUGGAUUUGAUGAAUUGAUUAUUGUUCCAAGAAAAUAG
Naegleria gruberi is the source of this 1290-nucleotide messenger RNA. RefSeq names its product COG1661 domain-containing protein. The transcript is spliced from 3 exons. Bases 1 to 1290 code for a protein of 429 amino acids. Lineage: Eukaryota; Heterolobosea; Eutetramitea; Acrasida; Naegleriidae. The record is from RefSeq and is a predicted model, not a curated record.